CGACCACCCAGUCGCAGAAGACAAUCCCCAAGCAAGCCAGUUUCCUGUCCACUCCGAUUCCUCGCCCUGGAGCAUCCGUUACCAAGGCUCCCCCUCCCCCGAUAUCAACCUGCUGUCACCAUGAUCACGGACACAGAGCUCUACCGCCUGGCCAUUGUACUCGGCUCUGCCGCGAUGGUGCUGAUCAUUUUAUACCACUUCUUUGAAGUCAACUCCGGCGAGGAACAGAGCGAAGCUUUGAAGGAGAAGGCAUCAAGGAAGGGGGCGCCACAAAACACACAGGGGUCGACCAAGACACGAUAGGUGGCAAGCAAGGUGCGGAUGUACGAUACGGCGUUUGAGGGGAUGCUUGUUUUCUGGCGAUUUUUAGAUUCUGAACGGCAUCUCUGGCGUAUUCUCGGGGGGGCAGGAAUCUUCCCGAGUUGCACUCGACGCCCCAGCGCAAUGGGUUGCGGUUGGCAUUACGAGACGGCACAACAGAAUCAGGGCCGCGAUACCGCGACAAGCGAGAUGCACGAUUGGUUAUUUUAGGCACAUUCAUGGUUUUGACAUCGGUGGUGUCCCGUGUGCUUGUGGCGGGGAUGCUUCAGGGGCAAGCGCAAUUGCGUACAGUAGUAGAGAGCGGGAGCGUCCGAUUGUUCCUUCGCCGUUGGCAGAAAGGAGCCCUUCGCGUUGAGCUCCCUCAGCCUGUGCCAGGGGCUGGUGAGCUACAGAGCGGAUGUCAUUGAGGCCUGCGUUGGGUUUCUUUCUUGGCCAGGGUGCCCGAUU
Messenger RNA from Thermothelomyces thermophilus ATCC 42464, 768 nucleotides. RefSeq lists its product as uncharacterized. NCBI's taxonomy places the organism in Eukaryota, Fungi, Ascomycota, Sordariomycetes, Sordariales, Chaetomiaceae. Gene Ontology annotation, cellular component: oligosaccharyltransferase complex. The coding region runs from base 121 to 303 and encodes 60 amino acids. The record is from RefSeq and is a predicted model, not a curated record. The transcript is spliced from 2 exons.